Molecule: messenger RNA, 1296 nt
Organism: Aspergillus versicolor CBS 583.65
Lineage: Eukaryota; Fungi; Ascomycota; Eurotiomycetes; Eurotiales; Aspergillaceae
Gene: utr2
Product: putative cell wall glucanase (Utr2)
Exons: 3
Coding region: 1-1296 (431 amino acids)
Biological process (GO): carbohydrate metabolic process; fungal-type cell wall organization
Cellular component (GO): fungal-type cell wall
Molecular function (GO): hydrolase activity, hydrolyzing O-glycosyl compounds; glycosyltransferase activity
Source: RefSeq, a predicted model, not a curated record
AUGUUGCGUUUGACCUCUGUUCUGUUCCUUGCCUCCUUGGCAGCCAGAUUCGCUGCCGCCGAAGACUUCACGCCGCCGAGUUGCUCUGCUGAUAAGCAGUGUCCUGAGAAAUACCCCUGCUGCUCCGUAUACGGACAAUGUGGCACCGGCGCUUUCUGCCUCGGCGGGUGCGAUCCUCUAUUUUCGUACUCUCUUGACUCUUGCGCCCCAAUGCCGGUCUGCCAGAGCAAAACCUAUAAGUGGGAGAACCUGGAUAAUGCCGCCACGAACAGCAAAUAUCUAGGAAAUGCAUCGGCUUCCGACUGGGUGUACAGCGGUGAACCCAAGUUCGACGACGGAAACCUUGUUCUUACUAUGCCCAAGGAGAGCGUUGGCUCCCUCUUUGCCAACAACCACUAUGUCUGGUACGGCAAGAUUGGUGCCAACAUUAAGAGCAGCCGUGGUGAAGGUGUAGUUACUGCCUUCAUUCUUCUUUCAGACACCAAAGACGAGAUCGACUAUGAAUGGGUUGGCUCCGAGUUGUCUGAAGUUCAAACCAACUGGUACUUCCAAGGCAUUCUGGACUACACCAACGGUGACUCGUCCAAAGUUGAUGGUGAAAACACCUAUGAGGACUUCCAUUAUUACGAAAUCGACUGGUCUCCUGAGAAGCUUGAGUGGUUAAUCGAUGGCAAGGUUGUUCGCACCCUUACCAAGGAAUCCACUUUCAACGAGACCUCCAACCGCUACGAAUACCCCCAGACCCCUGCCAGAAUGCAAAUGUCGCUUUGGCCCGCUGGCCAGGCCAGCAACGCCCAGGGCACUAUCGAAUGGGCUGGAGGUGAAAUCGACUGGGACUCUGAGGAUAUCAAGGAACAGGGCUACUACUCUGCCUCCUUCGGCGAGGUGAAGGUGGAGUGCUAUGACCCCCCGAAGGACACCAAGAAGGAUGGCGAUGUAUCCUACCUCUUCAAGGACGACAAGGGUGAGGAAAGUUCCGUCGAGAUCACCAACAAUAAGACCGUCCUUGCUUCUCUUGGUGCCACUGGCCUUGACAUGGACCUCGGCGGCGACAACGACAGCGACGGCAACUCCACUAACACCAACUCUACGGUCCCCCAGAACCAAGGAGGCACUGGCAACGAACCCGGUUCUCAAACCAGUGGUGAUUCAUCCAGCACUAACGCUCCGGGCACUUUCAACCAAGGAAACAGCAACGGCGAUGACGAGAAUGCCGCGCCCUCCCAGAACGAGCGUGUCCUAAAGGGCUCAUUCUUUGCCGCCCUGGUUGCAGUUGUUGCCUCGAUUGCCAUGUAA